This is a messenger RNA of Penicillium subrubescens, 1611 nucleotides long. Its product is annotated as aminotransferase-like domain-containing protein. The transcript has 8 exons. Bases 1 to 1611 code for a protein of 536 amino acids. The record is from RefSeq and is a predicted model, not a curated record. Gene Ontology annotation, biological process: aromatic amino acid catabolic process; L-tyrosine biosynthetic process. Lineage: Eukaryota; Fungi; Ascomycota; Eurotiomycetes; Eurotiales; Aspergillaceae. Gene Ontology annotation, molecular function: pyridoxal phosphate binding; aromatic-amino-acid:2-oxoglutarate transaminase activity; L-2-aminoadipate:2-oxoglutarate transaminase activity.
AUGAGCCCGCCUGCGCCGCUGGAUGUUGAUUUGGUGGGGGUUACUGAUACCUCGGCUGUGACCAUUCCGGACCCGUUGACUGUCAAUGGUGUCUCAGGAUGGCGCGAGAAGACGGCGAAGAUGCCCACUGGGGUUGCUGCAUCGUCCAGCAGUGAUAUGUUCAAGAGUCCGGCCUGCUAUACCAAGCCCAAAGCAAAGCGGUUCGAUCACCUACUGUCUGUUGAGGCCAAGUCUCGCCAGGCCUCCACUUUGAAGACAGCUGCUCAAUACCUUAAGAACCCAGGGAUUAUCUCUCUUGGUGGUGGUCUGCCCUCUGCCGACUACUUCCCCUUUGAACAUAUCGACAUCAAGGUCCCCAAUCCACCCGGAUUCUCCCCGGAAGCUACACGAGAGUCCGGUUCAGUUGUGCGCGCUGGAAAGCAUGAUAUAAAGGAUGGCACAAGUCUUUAUGAUCUUGAAAUUGCGCUUAACUAUGGCCAGGCUACUGGUGCUGCUCAACUACUCCGAUUCAUCACCGAGCACACAGAGAUCAUUCACAACCCCCCGUAUUCUGACUGGCAAUGUACGAUGACUGCCGGCAGCACUUAUGCUUGGGACACAGCCCUUCGACUCCUGACCGAGCGUGGUGAUUAUAUUCUCAUGGAAGAGUAUACAUUUGCCAGUGCUGCCGAAACCGCCUUCCCUCUUGGUCUGAAGGCCGUCGGUAUUCCCAUUGACGAACAGGGUCUUAUCCCCGAGGCCAUGGAUGAGAUCCUUAGCAACUGGGACGAGAACGCUCGCGGCGCGCGCAAGCCUUUCGUCUUGUACACCAUUCCCACCGGUCAAAACCCUACCGGUGCCACUCAGUCGGCUGACCGCCGCAAGGCUGUCUAUAAGGUUGCUCAGAAGCACGAUAUCUACAUCGUCGAGGAUGAACCCUACUAUUUCCUCCAGAUGCAGCCUUAUGUCGGACAGGGCGCCGCUGCACCUCCCCCUCCCGCUAACCACGAAGAGUUCAUCAAGGCUCUUGUUCCCUCUUUCUUGAGCAUUGAUGUUGACGGUCGCGUGUGCCGAUUGGAGUCUUUCUCAAAGGUGAUCGCUCCUGGCUCCCGAGUUGGAUGGAUCGUUGCUUCCGAGCAGAUGGUUGAACGCUUCAUUCGCAACUUCGAGGUCUCCUCUCAGAACCCUAGUGGUAUCUCCCAGAUCGUCCUGUUCAAGCUCCUGGAUGAGCACUGGGGUCACUCCGGAUACUUGGACUGGCUUAUCAACCUGCGCUUGCAAUACACCGACCGUCGCGAUGCGCUGAUGCACUCUUGUGAAAAGCAUCUGCCUACCGAGAUCGCCCACUGGGUACCUCCCACGGCAGGCAUGUUCCACUGGAUUGAGAUCGAUUGGCGCAAGCACCCUGGCGUUGCCGCCGGAAAGACUCGCGAGGCUAUUGAGGAGGAGAUCUUCUUGUCUGCUGUAGAGCACCAGGUCCUCUUGUCGCGCGGCAGUUGGUUCAAGGCUGACAAGUCAGCUGUUAUGGAGAAGAUGUUUUUCCGUGCCACUUACGCUGCUGCGUCAUCGGAGAAGAUUGACGAGGCUAUCGCUCGAUUUGCUAAGUGCCUUCGUGACCAGUUCGGUCUGUAA